Molecule: messenger RNA, 2591 nt
Organism: Cucurbitaria berberidis CBS 394.84
Lineage: Eukaryota; Fungi; Ascomycota; Dothideomycetes; Pleosporales; Cucurbitariaceae
Product: CDC45-like protein
Exons: 2
Coding region: 12-2591 (859 amino acids)
Biological process (GO): double-strand break repair via break-induced replication; DNA replication initiation; mitotic DNA replication preinitiation complex assembly
Cellular component (GO): DNA replication preinitiation complex
Molecular function (GO): single-stranded DNA binding; chromatin binding; DNA replication origin binding
Source: RefSeq, a predicted model, not a curated record
CCACCGUCGACAUGUACCUCCCACGAAAUCUGAUCGCAAACCUAUACCAAAACCUGAUAAAGCGAACGCACGCCGCCGCUCCACCAGUUUUACUCCUCGUCGCCCUUGAGCCAGACGCGCUCUGCGCAUGCCGAAUUCUUACCGCGUUACUAAAGCGCGACUAUAUACCUCACAAGAUACAACCCAUAGCCGGAUAUGGAGACCUGUCACGCGCGGCGGAAGAGCUAGUACGGCCAAUGCGGACUACAGAUGGCGGAAGCGGAGGCGUGGUCGUAUGUUUGGGUGUCGGUGGUAUGGUGGACCUAGAGGAGAUAUUAGGUCUGGAUGUCGAUGAAGAUGGGCAAGGCGGAAGUGGAGAUGUCGAGGUCUGGGUCUUGGAUGCGAGACGGCCGUGGAAUCUCGCAAACGUGUUCGGCACGCCGAUUAGUGAGGACCCGGCCACAGGAGAGCUUGGGAGGCGACAGUCUGGUGUGGACAAGGGAAAGGUGUUGCAGUCAUAUCAGACGUCAAGAGGAGGAAUCAUAGUAUUUGAUGAUGGCGACAUCGAAGAAGAACUUCAGGCAGAAAGAGCAGCGUACUGUGGGCUUGAGGAAAUGCCCGAGGUUGGUGAGGAAGAGGACUUGGACGAGGACUCAGAUGAUCAAGACGAGGAAGAGCCCCCGUCUGGACAAGCGCCGAAGAAAAGGAAGUCAUGGGGCGAGGGAGAUGAUUCUGAAGACGAUAUGACCGAUGACGAGCGCCCGCGGCAAAGGCGAAGAAGUAACUCGGGAGGUUCAAUACCAUCAUCACCAGAACGAAGACCCGCCCGAAGAGGUCUACUGAUCGAAAAUCAGCUAGGCGGCUCUUCAGACUUCUCACGAUCAGAUUCCCGCAGCCGCUCAGCAUCACCGUCAAUAGCGGCACCGAAAGAGAAAUCCGUAAAGAACCUACGGAAACAGCUCAUACAGACACGCAACAAAUACACUAAUGUCCUCGACAAGUACUACCAACUCGGCACAUCAUAUUCGGAGCCCGUCUCCUCUCUCGUAUACAAUCUCGCUUCUGAGCUUGGCCGCGAAGACAACGACCUGCUUUGGAAUGCCAUUGUAGGUGUUAGCAGUCUAGAGCUGUACGGGCGAACUGGUAGCGGUGUUGGCCUCAACCCGCUCUCAGCACAAGGCGGUUCAGCAGGGUGGAACGGCAACCGAGGCGAGCAGAUAAGGUCCGUCCUGCGUGACGAAGUACGGCGCCUGAAUCCCAUCACAGAUGCUACCAAUGGAGCCCGCGACGCCAUGAUGGGCGAAGCAAGCGGCGUCAUCCCCACCAGUGCUCGCUCCGCAACAGACAAAUCCAUCCGUCUCUCCCCCGAACCACGAUUUCUCCUCCUCCGCCACUGGUCUCUAUACGAGAGCAUGCUACACUCGCCUUACCUCUCAGCCAAACUGCACAUCUGGAGUGACGCAGGGCAGAAACGCUUAGCCAAACUUCUCGCAAAAAUGGGCGUGUCGUUGACAGAAUGUAAACAAAGAUACACGCACAUGGACAUGGAGCUCAAACGCGGCUUACGGGAACGGCUCCUGAAGUUUGCACCACAUUAUGGACUCGACGGGCUCGUCCCGCCCGUGGGACGAAGCAGCGAUAUGAAAGACGGGUGGGGUUUCGUAAGAUGCUGGGGCUGGAAAGCAUGCCUUUCCGCCAUUGACGCGGGCGUCAUCCUGGGUGCUAUCCUAGAAGUUGGGGAUGCAAAGAACCUGAACCAGUCAUCGUUCGACAGCUCGAACUUCGUCGGCACACAGGAUCACUCCGAGAUUGUGUCAACAACACAAGAACAGCAGGACCUAGCGCAGGAACACAUCACAAGCCGAUUCUGGACAGCCUAUGACGCCCUCGGGUCAAUAGAUAUGCUAGUCGAUCACAUCACCACAGCACAACACCUACACCGCGCUAUCCUACGCACAGGCACCCAACUCAUCGAGAAGAGACAAAUCCGCCACCUCCGCGCCUUCCGCAUGGCCGUUGUAAAAGAAGGCCCAGACGUCCAGCUCUUCACGCACCCAGGCGCGCUCACCAAACUCGCCCUCUGGAUAGCCGAAGCCAUCGUCGAGCUCAACGGGACAAAGGGCAAGAACAAGGGGAGCGAACUAGUCAUGGCGGGUCUCGACGACUCUCGAGGCCUCUACGUCGUCGUUGGGCUAGGCGGUGGUGGCGCAACCGAAUCUGCAAAAGAGCGCCUCUUGAAAAGAGAAGCGAAAAUCAAAGCGAAAGAAGCGAGGCGCUCGUCUCGCGAAAAAGAGCGCGAGAAGAAACGCGAAGCGCGCAUUGCACGUAACUUGGCCGCAGGCCUUGAGGAAGACGAAGUCGAUGACGAUACAGAAGAAGAUGAUGAUGAUGAUGAUGCUUCUUCCGAUGAAGACGACUCCUCCGACGAUGAAGACCUGGACGAGCAAAGAGGGUCAGGCAGAAACCGAUUCGGCAACGCGUUUCAGGAAGUCGUUCGCGAGACGGGCGCAAGAGUGCGCAUGGACAGUUUUGAAGCAUGUGUCAUUGAAAUCAAGAAGGAGGAUCUGAGUGGCUUUCUAGAGCGGCUGAGUAUGAAGGCUGUUGUGGGGUAG